Molecule: messenger RNA, 2971 nt
Organism: Chara braunii
Lineage: Eukaryota; Viridiplantae; Streptophyta; Charophyceae; Charales; Characeae
Source: the annotation of a GenBank genome assembly
UGCGAGGCCUUCAGGAGGGCUGAUUGGUCUGAUGAGCGGAGGGGAGCUCAUCAAAAGGCUUAGCUCCACUGUUUCGACUUCAAGGAAGGUUGAGCAUGCAUGCAAAGGAGUGAAGGACUACUAACCGAUCCUGCUGUCUUCUGUGUUCAGCAAUUGUGACACUGCUCUUGUCUUCUUGGUGAGCAAACAGGCACGGUUCGGCCCACAAUCUCUAGACAGACAGGGUUCUGCCCACAGUCUGUGUCUCUGUCUGUCUUUCCGUCCGUCUCUUGCCCAUAUCCAUUCUUGUGCGCAUCACCUCUGCUGACCUGGUUGUUUUUGUCACACCUGGCAAGGAAAUUCUUGGGGAGAGAAAGGGGGGAACCUUUGACUGCAGGAGGAGAAGGGGAAUGGCAGCUUCAACAAGGGCACUUCGCCCCGGAUAAUGCGGUGUGGAUCAGUCAGUUCAAUGCAAUUUGCAUAUGUUUUUUCCCCCCAGCGGGAGAGCACGCCACUGGUGUACCAGCAACAGAUGGUGCAAAUCCAGUUGCCGAUGCCCCACAGAGUGUGCAGGUGCCAAGUGGGGUGGAGGAGGAGAUGCAAAUCCUUGUUCUGCUGGUGAAAGAGUUGUUGCCGGCUGAAGUGUUGGCUAGGAACUAGGGCCGUAUGGUGGAACGCGCAAGCGUCAGCUAGACUCUUAGAGCAGGAGGAGGAGGGAUAUGUGGCUUUCUGGCAGCCUGCUUCGUGUCUGCUGCAAGUGUGAGCUCUUGGUGGGCGACUAGUGAAUUCGCGGAAGCACUUGGCUGGUUGGUAAGGAGCGCGCAGCGGUUAUAUAUACAUAUAUAGAAAUUGAAUAUAUAGUAUUAGAAUUGUAUUGAAUGCAAGAAAUGAUUCAGGCGUGGUUCACUGGCGGACCUAUGCAGGAAGAACGGCCGACAUCAGUGUUGGCAGAGUGGAAGGACUAUGUGGAAGGGAGAAACCGAAGUGACGGAGGAGGAGGAGCGAGUGGGACAUUCGACCUGGAGUCAGGAAGAGAUGAUGUGCCCCCACUCAUCAAGUCGGUGAACGAGACAAUUGGCGGUGUUUUCACCAGUGUGACAAAGGGAAUGAGAGAGCUCCCUGGAAACAUGCAACAAGCCGCGCAGAGCAUGCCCUCGAGGAAAGCGGUGAUGUACUUUGGUGUGAUGAUGUCAACGGGCGUCCUCUUCCUCUUCCUCUCGUUUACCAUCUUCCUUCCUGUGAUGGCCCUUGCUCCACAGAAGUUUGCCGUCUCGUUCACAAUUGGCUGCCUGUUUGUGAUGGGCUCCUUCUUUGUGCUCAAGGGGCCGAAGCAGCAGCUGCAGCACAUGCUGUCCAUGGAUCGACUCCCGUUCACUGCAGCUUUUGUCGGGAGCAUUGUCACCACUGUCUACUCCUCGAUGGUUCUUCAUAGCUAUCCACUCUCUGUCAUUUCAUCUAUUGUUCAGGUGAUGGCACUUCUCUACUACGCCAUAUCCUACUUCCCAGGCGGUGCAGCGGGGAUGAGAUUCCUUGCAUCAGGGCUCAGAUCUGCAGUGUUCAAGUGCUUUGGCUGCUGAUGCAAAUGCUCCCUGUUAACUAACUUCGACUCUUAACAAAUUUCAGCUGACACUGGUCACGGAUCCGGUCCUGUACCCAAAUGGGCCAGGCAUGAGAGUAAUGGCAUGAAAUACAAAAAGCACACACUCACAUCUGAUCCCUUCCCUGCCUGUCCUCAUUGUUGUCCUGCCCCUCCCCAUGACACCAUCCCCCGCCCCUCUGUUCUCUUUCUCCUGCCCUGCUGUCAUCCUCCCUCACUAUGAUUGCUGUUCUCCUCGUCGCCCGCCUUAUCAGCCUCGUCACGCUCCUCGUCAUCCUUCUCUUCAGCCUGCUCUUCUCCCUCCUGUUAUUCCACAUCGUUCAACGUUUCCUUGUUUCAGAUAUAGUUGGGUGCUUUUUGGUUGGCAGGCAGGUUUGGCUGCUGCCCCUUGAGUAAGGUGGGCACGUUGAUGUAUUGAUUCGCAGUCCGCCGCGGCUUUCACAGCCUGUGAUCUAGACUGCAGAGAAUGGUAGGCAGGCAGGAGGGUGUAGCACCCAUGUAAGCUGGCAACAAAGCUCUUUGUAUGGGCGGGCAUCUACUGUUGUUGUUGUGGUUGCUGUUGUUGAUUCACUAGCGAUGAUGAUGAUGUGGGCUAGAUAAUCGCCCUACAAGUCAUUGUAUUGUAUCUAUGGUUGGGUGGUGAUCGCACUAUGCUUGGCGGGUUCAUGUGAGUUGGCUGAUCGUAGGCUGCUCCAGUUUGCAUUUCGAUAGUACAGGGUCAUUACCAGGUGAUUGAUUUUAAUUCUUCUGUUCAAUUCUUCGAAUGCUUUUUCUGAGAUGGAUAUAAACCAGACUACCAAUUACGUAGUAAUAAUCCUAUCCCAUCUUGCUGGCUGUGUGCUUCAUGAUUUGCCAUGGCUAGCAGACCACUUGGUAGGCCAUUCUGACAUCCACUUCUCUCCUCUCCUUACUCUGCUCCCUUGCUGUUUUUUUUUUGGAAAAAGCAGGGCCUCACGGUCCUGGUUCCGUAUCGUCAUUCUGCUUCCCAUUCCACCGGCAAGUCAGAAAAAAACACAUUUUUGACUCACCUAUGCUCCUUCCCAUUAUGGUUGGGAGGCCCGAGUGGACGACAUUGAUUUCUUGAAUUUUCUUCCCGUGGGAAGGAUGUACCGCCCUCACCCCUGCCUAAGUUAGCCUUGCCAACAUACUUCUAUCCUCCUGUUCCCGGGUGCUGGGGCUAUGCUGAUUUCUUGCUUAAGAAUGGAGAUCUUCCCUUGCAAUCCUGGUCCAUCUUCUGGAGGAGUUCAAUGCGUGUCUUUUCAAUUAGUAAGGUCUCCGCUCCACUGCACAACUAUUGCAAUGUCUCUGGCCUGUCUGCGAUCCACAUGCAUUCGGACUCACCAUACACUUCGAAGUUCGAACACAUCGGAACCACAAUCAAAGCCAGAUUCGUUU